GAUCAAACGCUCUACAGAAGGUAUCAGUUUCAAUUGCUAGUAUCUUCUAAUCACUACUACCGUGUAACCGAGUAACUAAAACUCAUUCUCAAAAUGUACAAGAUCGUCUGCCUGUUCGCCAUCAUUGCCGUCGCUUCGGUGUCGGCCGAGCCAAAGCCCGGAGUCCUUGCUUACAGCGCUCCCCUGGUUGCCGCGGCCCCAGCUGCCUUUGUGUCGGAAGGAACAGCCGUCUACGAACGUACCUACCACGGGAACAUCGCUCCGGUUGCCCCAGUUGCCGCCUACGCCGCUGCUCCCUAUGUUGCUGCUCCUUUGGCAUACUCAGCCUACUCUGCACCCUACGUAGCUGCUGCCCCAGCUCCAUUGCUGUUCAAGUGAAGUAUUCCGUUGUAAUUGAUGAACACCAUGCUAUCGGCGAAGUUGACUGCAUAAUGGAAUUCAAGUGAAUGCAUUCUGUGAAUGUUUUACGCAUAUCGGAACAAUUUGAGACAAAUUACAUGCAAUAAAUGAUUGAUUUAAGCUAACUUGAUGUUGUUAUU
Messenger RNA from Aedes albopictus (Asian tiger mosquito), 539 nucleotides. RefSeq names its product cuticle protein 16.5-like. The coding region runs from base 94 to 378 and encodes 94 amino acids. Lineage: Eukaryota; Metazoa; Arthropoda; Insecta; Diptera; Culicidae. The transcript has 2 exons. The record is from RefSeq and is a predicted model, not a curated record.